CUCAAAGUCCACGUCAUACCGUCGAAGGUAGAGUCGAUGAGGACGAUGCUGCUGCUGGCGACGCUGGCGUCCGCGACGUGGGCGCUCAAGAUGGAGCUCCACCGCCACGACGACGUGCUGCCAGUCAAGCGCGACCGCGACUCGCUGCGCCAGCUUCGCCGACUCGACGAUGGCACGUACCAAGGCGUGCCUCUUAACCUGGGCAUGGGGACGCACUACGCUUGGAUUUACGCUGGCAAUCCGCCGCAGCGUGCCUCCGUCAUCGUCGACACGGGCAGCCACAUCAUGGCCUUCCCCUGCAGCGGGUGCCACGGCUGCGGACAGCACACGGACACGCCCUUCGACAUUGUCAAGUCGUCGACGCUCCGAUACCCGCAGUGCACGGCGCGGCCGCCGUUCAGCUGCUCGGCGUGUUCCCGCGAAAACCAGUGCCACAUCUCGCAGUCGUACACGGAAGGCAGUAGCUGGGACGCCGUCAUCGUCGAGGACCACGUCUGGCUCGGCGACACGGCGCCAACGCACAACGAAGCGCUCAACACUUCGUUUGGCACGCGCUUCAUGUUUGGGUGCCAGAAGAAGGUCACGGGCCUCUUUGUUAACCAGGUGGCCGAUGGCAUCCUGGGCGUCUCGGACACGGCCAGCACCAACAUUGUGCGAAAGCUCUAUCAAGAAAAGAAGAUUCCCGCCAACGUCUUCUCGCUCUGCUUUACGCCAACAGGGGGCACGAUGGCCUUGGGCAGCGUCGAGACGGCGCACCAGCGCGAGCCGCUGCAGUACGCCAUGGUGUCGACGGCCAACAACGGGUGGUACGCAGUCCACGUCGAGUCGCUUCGGCUCGGCAACAAGCCUCUGGACGUCGACGUGUCCUCGAUGAACUCGGGUCGCCACCGCGUAAUUGUCGACAGCGGCACGACCGACUCGUAUUUUCCAUCGAACUACGCAUCGGCGUGGAAUGCGGUAUUUGAAGCCGCGACGGGCCAAAAGUACAUGACGGACGACGGCCACUGCGAAGGGUAUGCGGCCGCCGACGUCGCGUCGUUCCCGCCGUUUGAAAUGACACUGCGCGGAACCGACGGCAGCACAUCGGCCGUCUUGCGGAUCCCAGCGUCGCAGUACAUUGUCGCCAACAACCAAGGCCAGCUCUGCAGCACCAUCUUCUUCACCGAAGCCAACGGCGGCGUCAUUGGCGCCAACAUGAUGAUCGGCCACGAGUUUGUCUUUGACUUGGACGCUCAGCGCGUCGGCUUCGCACUGGCCAACUGCGACUACCGCGGGCUGGACCUCGAAUCCAAGUUUGUUGACGUGGCGCCAUCGACGAAGAAUGCAACGCUGUCGCCUGUGCUAGCAAGCAUGGCCACCAACGUCUCGGCGAAUGCGACGAUGGACGUGUCGGUGCCCACCACGCCGCCCGUUGCGCCGCAGCUCAAGGGCGCAUCGAUGCACGCGGCGUCCGCGCCGUUCGAGUUCGACGUUUCAAACGCCACCGUUGUCUUUGUCGGUGUCGCGUGUGCGGUCAUUGUGCUCGGUAUUGCGUACCGGCUCGUCUACCGCAAGCGAUCGCGCGCCGACCAGACGUGGACGAGCGUCCCGACGCUGCAGGAAGAGGCCGAGGAAGAGGAGCAUCAUGGCGUGCUGCCCGACGAGGCUGAUGGCGACGCGCCCAAGCGCAACAGCUUGAGCGACGACGACGACGACGAGUUUUUCGACUCGGAAGGCUACGUCAUGUCGCCGCGCAGCCUCCGGAAAUGCAAGGAGGCGUUCGAGCCGUGAGACCAAAAGGAGAUAUGAUAGUGUACAUCGAUUGAAUAAUCCAAUGUCGUGGCAAAGUACUAACUAG
Molecule: messenger RNA, 1837 nt
Organism: Saprolegnia parasitica CBS 223.65
Lineage: Eukaryota; Oomycota; Saprolegniomycetes; Saprolegniales; Saprolegniaceae
Exons: 11
Coding region: 37-1770 (577 amino acids)
Biological process (GO): proteolysis
Molecular function (GO): aspartic-type endopeptidase activity
Source: RefSeq, a predicted model, not a curated record